GUCCCAAAAAGAUGUUAUACCAAAACUUAUAUCUCAUGCAACCCCGAAUUUCUCAUUUCGCAAAAUUACCCCCCACACAAUGUAAGACAGUAAGAAAUCUCCCGAUUUGACAAACUGAAAAGUAUUCAGGUUCGAACUUCGAAAGACGCAAUUCGGCAGAUAUCAUAUGCUUGAUGUAGCAUGGCAGAUAACGGACCUGUCAUUUGCAGAUGGGAUCCGCAGAAUGACGAAUGAAAGGGGAGUAGAUGUGAUACUCAACUCUCUUGCUGGGGAAAGUUUAUUGGCCAGUUGGGAUUUGAUUGCACCAUAUGGAAGAUUCAUUGAGAUUGGAAAGAAAGAUAUCAAUGCGAACAGCGACUUGCCAAUGCGUCCAUUUAUGCGGGGAGCGACGUUCGUUUCGCUGGAUGUUUCACGCAAGAUUUAUGAUAUGCCGCGUGAGGUUAUAGGACAUACCAAGAAAUUGCUUGAGAUGGUUAAAGAUGGCAUUCUCCAGCCUGCACAUCCUGUACAUAUACUGUCAGUGUCUGAUAUACAGAAGGGUAUGAGGAUGUUACAAGACGGUAAGUUGAUUGGGAAGGUCGUUUUUGAUCUUGACCAGCCUCAUGCGUUGGUCCCAAAUAUGCUCAGGACAAAGCCGAGUUUUUUUUUCAACGAGGAUAAGACGUAUCUAAUUGCUGGUGGAACUGGUGAAUUGGGACUUGCAAUCGCGAGAUGGAUGGUCGAGGAAAGAGGAUGCAAGAAUCUUCUUCUUUUAUCCCUAUCUGGUCUGAAGAGCGAAGUAGCCAUCAGGACGGUAAAGGAACUUCGUCAGACUGGCGCAAGAAUUGAAGCUCCUCCAUGCGAUAUAACAAAAAUAGACAUACUGCGCAACAUAUUGAGGAAAUAUGCAUAUGAUAUGCCACCCAUUGGAGGUUGCAUCCAAGGAUCUAUGAUUCUUCGAGAUACCAUCUUCUCAAACAUGACCCACGAUGACUGGCGCACAAGCACAGACCCCAAGACCAUCGGCUCCUGGAACCUCCACACUCUUCUCCCCCACGGCCUCGACUUUUUUGUUCUCCUCUCCUCCGUCGCAGGAGUUCUCGGUUCCGGCGGUCAAGCCAACUACGCUGCCGGAAACACCUACCUUGACUCUCUCGCACGAUAUCGCGUCUCCCGUGGUCAAAAAGCCAUCGCUUUCAACCUCGGCGUCAUGCUCGAGAACGGCUUCCUCGCAUCCAAGAGCACAUUACGUGAGCGUAUCCUUGCGAACGGUGUACUCUCUGGCGUUGCACCCAGACAGUUUUUUGCCCUGCUUGACAAAUACUGCAACCCGAGUUUAGAUGUUCUCCCCAUCGACGAAAGCCAGCCCAUGAUCGGACUUGCAUCGCCUGCUCAGAUCUUGAAAAGGGCACCAAAAUAUUCUCCUUUCCCUACGCUCCCAUUCUACCAGUAUAUUAUGUACCGUGCACAUAAGAGCGCACAAGCCCAAGUUGGGGAAGUGGAUGGAUCAGCAAAAAUGAGACACGCGUUUUUGGCAGCCGAGACGCUCCCAGAAGCUGGAGCCAUUGUCGCUGAAGCUUUCCGUCAACGCUUGUUGGGCAGUAUGCCUGGGUCGGGUGAGAGUGUUGUGAGUGGAGAUACUGAGGCGCUGAACAAACAAAUCCGCUCGUAUGGGGUUGAUUCGCUUGUUGCUAUUGAAUUGAGAGGGUGGUUUGCUAAGGAGUUUGGGGUCGAUGUGCCGAUUUUUGAUAUUUUGGGUGAGGGAACGCUGCUUAGUAUUGGGAUAUCGGCGGCGGCGAAAAGCUCACUGCGCGUGGUGGCUGAUGCUCCGACCGAGUGA
This is a messenger RNA of Botrytis cinerea B05.10, 1819 nucleotides long. RefSeq lists its product as hypothetical. Gene Ontology annotation, biological process: fatty acid biosynthetic process; secondary metabolite biosynthetic process. The record is from RefSeq and is a predicted model, not a curated record. Gene Ontology annotation, molecular function: fatty acid synthase activity; oxidoreductase activity; phosphopantetheine binding. Bases 167 to 1819 code for a protein of 550 amino acids. NCBI's taxonomy places the organism in Eukaryota, Fungi, Ascomycota, Leotiomycetes, Helotiales, Sclerotiniaceae. The transcript is spliced from 3 exons.